AUGGACACACUACCACCAACAACAGAAAGCAACGCCGGCGAUGGCAAGCCGCACGUGCUUGUGGUGCCGUACCCAGCGCAAGGGCACAUGCUCCCGCUCCUCGACCUCGCGGCGCUGCUCGAGGCUCGGGGGCUCACGAUCACCGUCGCCCUCACGGCAGGCAAUGUGCGACACCUGACGGCAUCAUGCCCGUCCGUCGGCACGGUGGUGCUGCCGUUCCCUUCCUCACCCCUCCUCCCGGACGGUUGCGGCGAGAACACCAAGGACCUCCCUCCAUCCCUCUUCCGGCCGUUCACGGCCUCCUUGGCCGCCCUCUCGGCGCCUCUCCUCUCUUGGUGCAAGGCUCAGCCCCGCCACCGCAGCGUCACCACCAUCGUCUCCGACAUGUUCACGGGGUGGACUGUUCCGAUCGCCGAGGAGCUCGGCGUGCCGCACGUGGCCUUCUCGCCCAGCAGCGUCCACUACCUCGCCACGUCGCACUACCUCUGGCGCCGCAUGCCUACGAGGCGCCGCCCCGACGACGACGACGAGACCGUCACCUUUCCGGACGUGCCAGGCUCGCCUAGCUUCCCUUGGCGCCACCUGUCGUGGCUGUUCCGGACACACGUGGCCGGCGGCGGCGACGAGGUGUCGGAGACGAUCCGGCAGAUCUUCCUGUGGAACCUAGAGAGCUCCUUCUUCGUGGCAAAUUCGUUCUCGGAGCUCGAGCCCGCGUUACUGGAUCACGACCGUCCGCUCCCGGACCUGAUGCGGAAGCGGGUGCUAGCGGUGGGCAUGCUGGCGGAGGCCGUUCGCGGUCGCGACGACAUCGAAUCUGGCGAGAAACCCGCGCUGUCGUCGGCGGUGGCCGCGUGGCUGGACGCGUUCGACGACGGAUCCAUCCUGUACGUCUGCUUUGGGUCGCAGCACGUGAUGUCACCGGCGCAGAUGGCGUGCCUGGCCGACGCCCUGGAGCGGAGCUCCGCCGGAUUCGUGUGGGUGGUGACGAGCGGCACCGUGCUGCCGGAGGGGUUCGAGUCGGCUACGGCCUCGCGGGGCAUGUUGAUCCGCGAGUGGGCGCCGCAGGCGGAGAUCUUGCGCCACCGAGCCGUGGGCUGGUUCCUCACGCACUGCGGCUGGAACUCAACGCUCGAGGCGGCUGCGGCCGGCGUGGCGAUGCUCACUUGGCCUAUGGCCGCCGACCAGUUCACCAACGCAUGGCAGUUCGCCAAGGCAGGCGUGGCCGUGCCUGUUGCGGAGGGCGGCGACACCGUGCCAGAUUCUGUACAGAUGGCCAACAUCAUCGCCGCAAAGGUCGUCGACAAGGAGGGGGCCCCUAUGAGGCAGCGCGCGUUGGAACUCAGCCGGAAGCUGGCAGAUGCGGUGGCAAAGGGCGGGACUUCCCACCGUGACUUGAACGAGUUCGUGCGCAUGCUCACUGCAGCCCGGGAAUUCUACCCGACCCAGUGCCUGUCGGUGCCGGUGAGAGCAAGCAUGUAG
Lolium perenne is the source of this 1479-nucleotide messenger RNA. RefSeq names its product UDP-glycosyltransferase 89B2-like. Lineage: Eukaryota; Viridiplantae; Streptophyta; Magnoliopsida; Poales; Poaceae. Gene Ontology annotation, molecular function: UDP-glucosyltransferase activity. The record is from RefSeq and is a predicted model, not a curated record.